This is a messenger RNA of Humulus lupulus (European hop), 2418 nucleotides long. RefSeq lists its product as uncharacterized. The coding region runs from base 192 to 2036 and encodes 614 amino acids. The record is from RefSeq and is a predicted model, not a curated record. The transcript is spliced from 4 exons. Lineage: Eukaryota; Viridiplantae; Streptophyta; Magnoliopsida; Rosales; Cannabaceae.
UUACGUGUAACGAUUCUUACUGAGGAAGCCAGAUACUCAGCCAGUCUUGUAAAGAAGAGCGAAACUCAGUAAACCCCUGCCGAGAGGGAAUGGUUGUGAUUAGUCUAACGGAAAAAGCGUUCUUCACAUUAUUUUAGUUUGUUGUUGUAAUCAAAAGAGCUUGUUGGUGAAGUUGUUUUGGAGCAAAAUAUAUGAGGACUGAAGCUGAAAUCAGGUGUGUGGAGUUAGAGUUGGAAGUUCAGCAGAAGGCUAACGAGUAUGAAGCACUUAAAGCCAAAUUUAGGGCAUUGGAAGCUGAAAAGCUUGCUACUGAGGAAAAGCUAGAAGCUUUAAAAAGAGAGUUUGAUGAAAUGAAGGAUCGUAAUUGUUGUCGUAAAGAUGAAACUAAGGAAGUUUGUGGAAGAACCAAGAGGAUAGAAAGAAUAGUUGAUCUGACUAAGGAUGACUGGGAAGAAGAAGAAGAUAAGGUGGCUCUUCUGAUGAUUGAGAAUCGAGUUUUGGAAUUGGAGAAGAAGAAAGCUGAGAGAGAUGUCAAGGCUUGGGAGAAAAAGUUUGAAGAACUGCAGGAGUGGAUCCUACAUUCUCAAAAGCCAUUACUUUCAGGAGGUCCAGUGGUUGAAAAGACAAGGGGGAGCAAGAACAAAGCUAUGGAUCUGGCGGAUGUUGACUCUCUCUGUCGUUCCCCUGGUAUAGGGGUUGAUGAUCCAAAAACGGCAGGUUCAACUUCUUUUCACACACCAUGUAAAGAUGAUGCUUAUAUUAAGGAAGAAGUAAAAGGGGUUAGUUUGGAGUCUGACUUGGAAUUUACUACCAGUCAACAACUUAAAAGACAACUGGUAUUUGAGCAAGAGAGUCCUAGUAAGAAGAUAGCUCCAUCUACACCUGGUGGUGCUAGACCUUCAGCUCUCACCAUUGUUGAUAUUUUGGAUAGUGAUGAGGAACCUGAUAAUACCAGUGUCAAAAUGCCUGCUGUCAAUCAGGGAAGUGGAAAUGAAGAGGCUGUCACCCCAUUAGUGGGGAGUGUUACUUGUGCAAUAGAAAUGACUGCUGAUACAAAUUCUCAGCAGAACAUGGAAGAUCUUUCUGCAUGCAAACAAAAAAAUAUACAUGUUUCUACUCCCAAAAGAAAACGAGCUUUAAAUGUAUUUAUGAGUGACACUGAUGCUGAGAGCAACAGUGAUGAUGAUAUGCAUGCUUCUACUCCCAAAAGAAAACGAGCUUUAAAUGUUGUUAUGAGUGACACUGAUGCUGAGAGCAACAGUGAUGAUGAUAUGCCAAUUGCCAAACUCAAGAGGAUGAAUCACCAAAAUAUUGUCCCUGAUCAAAAGGGCUCCUCUGAGAAUGCUACUACUUCUGCCGUUGACGUAGGAACAGUGACCCCUCGAAGAAGGCGAUUGGUAGCAUUAAAGGAAUGCAGAGGAAGAGAUGUUGCAAAAAAAGAGUCACCUAAUAAUACAACCGAAACUAAACAUCUUCGAGGAAUUCCUACAAAUGCGGAUACUGAAACUGAUGAGUCGCUUGGGGUUAGCUCGGACAGUGAAGGUGAAAGCUUGGGUGGCUUUAUUGUUAAUGACAGUGAUGUAUCUGGAGGUCAUGAAGCUUCUAGUGUAUCAGGAGAUCUUUCAGAUGACAAAGUAUACUUUUCUGAGAUUUUAUCUAAUCUUCAAAGGAAAAAAGAUAAAAGCUUUAAGUGGGAGUUUGAGGCAGACAUGCUUGCUGAUUUUGGGAAGGAUACUGAACUGUGCAUGAAGGCUGUAUGUGCCCUCUACCGCCAGCAAACUUCUGAGGAGAAGAUCAGCAAGGGAACAUUGGUUUAUAACAAUCGUGGAUUUAGUAAGGUUGACGCCCUCAGGGGCACGAAUUUGGCUGUUUUUCUUACUGAUGGAGACGCAGAAAGCCAUUUGAGAAAAACUGUGGAGGAGUUGGAGAAGUCUGAUCCCAAGGCUGUCAAACUGUGUAGAACACUUGCAACAAACUACUCUAAGCAGCUUUUUGAAAUAUACAAGAACAAAGAGGAUCCCUUCUUUCUCCCUUGAUUUGCAAUAUAAGUUGCCCCUAUAGUGUGGAGAAAAGUAGAGACAUUAGAAGUUAAGAAAUACAGACCAAAAGUGGCUUCUUUGGGAUGAAGUUGGUCUAUUUUAGUUUCUUUUUAGGUUUGUAUAUGUAGUAGGAUGUCUAUGAAAGAAAGGGGAGUUUGAAGCAGCAGUUUCAGUCUUAGUUAAAAAUGUUGAUAGUUCUAAUUGUAAAGCUUGCUUAAUAUGUGUUUAUUCCUGUAAUGGCCUCAGAAUGUUAAUGAUCAUUGUAUUUUGAGUGAUAUUAUUAUCUUUGGAUGAUGGGGUUUCAAUAUCUUUGCCACUAGUGUCAUUGAAUUAAAAAUGAUGACACAAUGGUUGUGAAAUUUUCUACUUUUGAGGCUAA